AUGUCGUCUUCUUCUUCAUCAGAUCAAGAAUCACCCAAGUUGAUCGAUGCUCUCAAGACUGUCAAAUUAGAGGAUUUCAAAGAUGUCAAUCGUAUUCCUUGCGCUCGUAAUGCCUUGUUGUACGGAAUAGUUGCUGGUAUCACUGUGGGAGCUGUUCGUUUCGCUACAAAGCGCAUGGUCCCUACGUCUGCCAAUUGGGCCGUUGGUACAUUCUGUGGUGUUUCCGUGAUUUCUUUUGAAGGAUGUCAAAUGGAAAGAAAACAAAAGAUUGAAAAGAUGAGAUUGAUUGUCAAGGCUACAGACUCAAGAUCUAAGUCUGAUGAAAAGAUGAUUGUCACUGAGAGAGGCAAGAACGGUGCAUUCAAUGUCGUUAUAGAGACACCUCCUGUCGCACCAGAGGGAAAUCAGGAUAAGAAAUAA
Messenger RNA from Mucor velutinosus, 420 nucleotides. RefSeq lists its product as uncharacterized. The record is from RefSeq and is a predicted model, not a curated record. Gene Ontology annotation, cellular component: mitochondrion; mitochondrial inner membrane. NCBI's taxonomy places the organism in Eukaryota, Fungi, Mucoromycota, Mucoromycetes, Mucorales, Mucoraceae. The coding region runs from base 1 to 420 and encodes 139 amino acids. Gene Ontology annotation, biological process: mitochondrial respiratory chain complex IV assembly. The transcript is spliced from 3 exons.